CUGGCAUGGAUUCUCCAGCCUCUCGAGAGCCGGACGCCAGCGGUCAGUCCCCACCGGUGGCUGAGGAUGGACUUACAUUUAAAGCAUGUGAUAUCUCUGAGCUGUUGAGAUUGUCCAGCUUAAACUCCUUCCAGACGGACUCAGCCAGUGACGCGGUGAUCACAGAUGAACUUCAGAAAGAGCAUCAGAGACACUCCAGUAGCGGUUUGGAGAAUAAUCACAGUGACUCAGACGCCGAGCGUUGUGAAGGGAGCAGCAAGCAUGGAGACGGUGAGCAGGAGCGGCCGCAGGGUCACCAGGGGACGGAGGCAGACGGGAAGAUCCCCAAUCGGGACAGCGGCAUCGACAGUCCCUCCUGCGGGGCAGAGGGCGAGGGCGAGGGCUUCCCGAACGAGGAGCCCAUCGAGGAGGAGGACAGGAACGACAGCAGCACCACAGAGACGGAGUCAUGUGUCACCGCCGGAAACAAACGGGACUCGACACAGGACGAGGACAGUGACCUGGACGAGGGGAGCUGUGAAGAUCCUGAGGGUCUGCCGUCUGAGUCGCAGAAGUUGUUGAACAUUGCUAAAGAGUUGCUUCAGACAGAAGAAGCGUAUGUCAAAAGACUCAACCUGCUGGACCAGGUGUUUUGUGCCCGUCUGACGGAGGCUAGUAUCCCUGCUGAGGUCAUCACAGGAAUCUUCUCCAACAUCUCCAGCAUCUAUCUCUUCCACCAACAGUUCCUGCUGCCUGAACUACAGACACGCAUCACACAGGAGUGGAGCUGUAAUCCACGCAUAGGGGACAUCCUGCAGAAGCUGGCCCCGUUCCUGAAGAUGUACGGCGAGUAUGUGAAGAACUUCGAUCGUGCCAUGGAGCUGGUGAGCACCUGGACGCAGCGCUCUGCUCAGUUCAAGAGCGUGGUCCAGAGCAUCCAGAAGCAGGAGGUGUGUGGGAACCUGACGCUGCAGCAUCACAUGCUGGAGCCGGUGCAGCGGAUCCCACGCUAUGAGCUCUUACUGAAGGACUAUCUGAAGAAGCUGCCCACCAGAGCCCCGGACCACAGAGACGCACAGAAUGCUCUGGAGCUGAUCUCCACCGCAGCGAACCACUCCAACGCUGCCAUCAGGAAAAUGGAGAAGAUGCACAAGCUGUUGGAGGUGUAUGAGAAGUUGGGUGGAGAGGAGGACAUCGUUAAUCCAGCUAAUGAAUUCAUUAAAGAAGGCCACUUGAAGAAGAUGUCGGCUAAGAACGGCAGCGCACAGGACCGAUACCUCUAUCUGUUCAAUAACAUGAUGCUGUAUUGUGUGCCCAAGCUGAGGCUGAUGGGACAGAAGUUUAGCGUCCGAGAGCGAAUCGACAUCGCAGGGAUGGAGGUUCAGGAAAACGUCAAACAGAACGUCCCUCACACUUUCACCAUCAUCGGCAAACAGCGCUCGCUCGAGCUGCAGGCCAGGACGGCUGAGGAGAAGGACGACUGGAUAAAAGUGAUCCUGGCCACGAUUGAGAAGCACAAGCAGAACAGUGAGACGUUCAAAGCUUUCAACACCUCCUUCAGCCGUGAUGAAGAGCACACGCCUGACACGCCGGGCCAGUGUAUCAGCACGAGCACAUGUGAGGCAGACGGAGCUCAGCACGAGAGGAAGAGCUCAAAGAAACGAGAGAAGGAGAGAGAAACCUGCAAAGGCUGCAGCGAGGCCUUCCACUUCACCAAGCGCAAGCACUACUGCAAGAGCUGCGGCGCGGCCGUCUGUGGGAAGUGUUCCAGGGUGUCUGAGAGCAAGAACAGCCGCGUGUGUAAGCCGUGUUUUGAAGGGCUGCCAGGAGCUGAAGGGACAGCAGGGGGCAGCACUGAGCCCAAGAGAAAACUCGAGAAGCAGCUGUCAGUUGCUCAGUCUUCUCAACGGACAGGAAGAGGAGAGGAGUUGGAACAAGAGCUGGGAGGCCAUCACUGAAGCACAGCUUCUGCAGAUUUACCAACAAACCAGUGCACAGGUCUCUCUGGCUGACAUCAGUGACACGAGAAGAAGAAUCUGAAGGGAGCUCCUGUCACAUGCUGUAAAGGGAGGAGCCAACAAGAUGUCAGUCACAGCAAGAGCCAAUAGGAUGCUCUCCUUCUCCCCCUCGAUAAAGAACUCCUGUUACUUGAAAUCACUUUAUCCUCAGCACUUUUUUAUUCUUUCUUCUGAGAUAUAUUUUUUUAAUACCUUCACACAAUCAUUGCUCUUUCAGCAGCCCUCACACAUUCGCACCGUCGCGCCUUCAUUUGAGUGUGAGAGUGACUGUUUGUCAAUGCACUGUUCACAUCCGCUUGUGUUGCACUCGAUGAAGAAGUUGAGAAUGUCUAUAUAAUGUUACGAUGAAUGUUUUUUGCCUUUCAGAUGAGUUCUUAGUAAAAAGCAUUAAGUGGC
Molecule: messenger RNA, 2393 nt
Organism: Carassius carassius (crucian carp)
Lineage: Eukaryota; Metazoa; Chordata; Actinopteri; Cypriniformes; Cyprinidae
Product: FYVE, RhoGEF and PH domain-containing protein 3-like
Exons: 16
Coding region: 6-1937 (643 amino acids)
Biological process (GO): filopodium assembly; cytoskeleton organization
Cellular component (GO): cytoplasm
Molecular function (GO): metal ion binding; guanyl-nucleotide exchange factor activity
Source: RefSeq, a predicted model, not a curated record